GAAAUCCUGGGUGUUUGGACAUGAAUGGUGUUGACUUGAUGGAGUCGCAUCGAGUCAUUCACACAGAUCCAGAUGCUGAUAUGGACUCCUUGCUGGAUCUCAGCUUCCUGACCGAGGAGGAACAGAGCACCAUUGCAGAAGUGCUGCAGAGAGACUCACAACUCCAACUGUUGGAGGAGGGACGGAUCAGCAAACUGCGGGAGUCUGUCUCUGAUCCCAGCUGGCUGAAAAUCCUCUCUGGGGACUGGUUCUGGGAUGUCCGUUCCAAGCGGCACAAUCACUUCGGCUCAGACCUUGUCCGGGCUUCUAUCCGCAGAAAGAAGCCCAGAGCAGUUCAAUGGGGACCAAAGCAACGGGCCAGCCUGGGAGAUCUGGAGCCAAUCAGGGAGCCUUCUGCGGAGGAGGAGAAGGAGAACAUCUUUGACAUCCAGGAUACGGUGGACAGUCUUCCCGGCGAGGUACCUCCUCCACUGUCUUGGUCCAAAGAUCCGCAGGAUGCAACCCAGUCCCUCGAACAGGUGGCCGAGACCAAGCCAGCUGAGAGAAGUGACUCCUUCAGUAGCCUGAGUUCAGAGACUGAGGAAGAGGAGAGACGACAGACCGACCAGCAGCCGCCCAUCUUGGUCUCCGUGCAGAGUAACGGAAGCAAGGAAAAUGGCAGGGAAGGAGCUUCAGGUUCUUCCCCUCCAAAGAACAAUAUGACAAGUCCCCAGAUUAAAGUGCUGAGCACCAGUUCUUCAUUCUCCAGUCUCAGCUCAUCCACGAUGAGUGGCAGCCUCAUGAGCGUGUUCAGCGACAAUGAACUCGGAAGCGUGGAAGUCAGUGGCUGCAUCCAGUUCUCCUUGCAGUAUGACACCAAAAAGAAGGAGUUGCAAGUUCAGAUCAUCCAGUGCCGAGAACUCGCGGAAGCUAGGAAGCAACGGACAGACUCGUAUGUCAAAACCUACCUUCUUCCUGACAAAUCCAACCAAGGCAAGAGGAAAACAGCCAUCAAGAAGCGGAGCCUAGACCCCAUAUUCAAUGAGACGCUGAAGUACAAGAUUGACAAGGCUGAGCUGCAGGGCCGCAUCCUGAACCUGUCCGUCUGGCAUCACGACUCCUUAAGCCGAAAUCUCUUCAUGGGAGAAGUGGAGAUAGAGCUGAAGGCCUGGGACUGGAGCAACACAGGGCUCCAGUGGUUCAACCUCCAGCCCAGGACGCCAGUCACUCCCGAUGCUCUGCCCAGCCGUGGCAAACUCAAUGUAGCCCUGAAGUUCAUCUCAGCCGGCUCGGAAGGGGGAGGGCUUCCUCCCACCGGAGAGCUGCACAUCUGGGUGAAGAAUGCCCAGAACCUGAUUCCCUUCAAGGGCAGUUCUGUGGACACUUUUGUUCAGUGCUACAUACUCCCUGAUGACAGCAAGGCAAGCCGCCAGAGGACCCGCACUGUGAAGAAGAGCCUCAGCCCGAUUUUCAACCAUACCAUGGUCUACGACGGGUUCCAGGUUAAGGAUCUGGUAGAGGCAUGUGCCGAGUUCACCAUCUGGGACCAAGAGACCUUCUCCAAGCAGCGGCUCGGAGGCAUCCGGCUGAGCCUUGGCACAGGAAAGAGCUACGGACUGCCAGUGCCUUGGAUGGAUUCGACCGAGGAGGAGCGCCACGUAUGGGAGACGGUGUUCAAGAAGACAGGCCAGUGGGUAGAAGCUGGCCUUCCUCUACGGACCAAUUUGAGCCUUAGGACUUAAUCCU
This is a messenger RNA of Euleptes europaea (tarantolino), 1725 nucleotides long. RefSeq names its product synaptotagmin like 1 (gene SYTL1). The record is from RefSeq and is a predicted model, not a curated record. The transcript has 14 exons. The coding region runs from base 21 to 1721 and encodes 566 amino acids. Gene Ontology annotation, molecular function: small GTPase binding; neurexin family protein binding. Gene Ontology annotation, biological process: exocytosis; intracellular protein transport. Lineage: Eukaryota; Metazoa; Chordata; Lepidosauria; Squamata; Sphaerodactylidae. Gene Ontology annotation, cellular component: exocytic vesicle; plasma membrane.